AAUGGCCCCGUCUGUGGCGUGGAGCAUAUGAUCCAGAAAACAUGAGUUCAAAUUUCGCGGCAUAGCACGCUCAUUUUUUUUUCGAUUGCAUUAAGAUUACUACAGUACGUUCCUGACGAACCGGGCUGUAUAAUGAUAUAUGCCUUGGCUAGGGCCUCGAAGGAAAAUAAAAAGUUAUCUGUCAUUAAAGUUACUCUAUUUUCAUUCCGCCAUUUCGUUUCUUUCGGCGUCACGAACCGGUCUCCCAGUGCGAAUUUAAAUAAAACCUGUUGCUGAAUCAUGGAACGGUAAGUAAAUUUCAAUUAUUUAUCUACUUUGUGAGGUUUGUUAGCAAUUUUCAUUGAAAAAAUCUGUGAUGAAUGCAAAAGUACCCUAGGUAUGAACGACGUCAGUUCCGAAUCAGUGACUUUUUUGUGACCUAAAUCACUACAAAUCUCUAAAUGUUUCCUUUAUUAGUUGCGGUAUUUAUCAUUUUAGCUAAAUACGUAAGCAUGAGGCAUAUUCUGAUGUAAAACGUGAGAAAUAUCGAUAAAAGUGUGUAACGGUUUUUUGUGGAGCAAAUGCUCCAAGGCCACAGACACGGCGUGACAUUAGUUUGAAGUUUGUUUGGUGACGGUUGACUAACAUGGGUUGCCGUUGGUCGGCUUUUUUAUUAUGACUUAAAAUUAAAUUGACUUUUUAUUUUAUUGUAUUUACGUCGACUUUUUAUUUUUAUUAACAUUAAUAUGAAUAAAAAAAAACUUUUAACUGUCAUUGGUAUUUUUUAUUUCAAUGUACUGGAACUUUCAUGAGACACACAAACUUGUUUUUGUUUUUGUCUGAAUCCAUUAAAUUUUUUUUGGUUUCAUGCCAAUUUCUUUUUACUUACAUUUUUUGUUUUUUACCCGACUGCGCCAGAAGGAGGGUUAUGUUUUUCGAGUGUAUGUAUGUUUAAUAUUUGUUUUUGAGUUUGCUUUGCUCAUUUGUUUUUUUUUGCAUGUUAUUAUAGCGCAAUGAGAGGAGGUCGUACGCGAGGUGGCGUACGCACACGCGGGGGCGGCGUACGCACACGCGGGGGCGGCGUACGUGGCGGUGCCGGUGCUAGUGGCACAGGCCGGCCAUCUGUUUUGGAACCGAUGAGCAGCCUGGAUGUCAGGGAGGUGCCGCGAGGCAGUGGCCUGGAGCGGCCGCUCCACGCUCCCAAACGGAGGAGAAUUUUGCCCUCGGCAACUGUGACCAACAUCCGAGAGCAUGUGGGAGCGUGGAGCACUGACGAUGCUGGGCUGCCGUCGGUUCCAAUUGACAUUCCAACUGAUGUCCCGGGCCCCACCCCUGCCGAGGAGCCGGAGCUGGAGCCGGAGCUGGAGCCGGAGCUGGAGCCGGAGCUUGAGCCGGAGCUUGAGGUGCAGGUGCCGUCACCGGCACUAUAUUUGGAGUGCGGUGGUAGCGGCGCGUCCACUCCUCGUGCUGCGGGGAGCGGGCCAUCGACGCCACGGUCGAGGCUCACUUCUCGUACUGCGGGGAGUGGACCGUCUACGCCUCGAGGCGCCACGAGGCGCAGUUUAUUGGUGGGACGUCGCCGACCGCUGCAGGACCACGAAAUCAUGGAACAUCUGUUCUAUGGAAGUGAGGAAGACUCUUCGGAGGAGGAGGAGGAAGACGGGGACGCUCUGCCGGCGCCGAUUCCGCGCGCGGUACGGGCGUUCCUCGAGGAUGAGGUCCAUGGGGAAGAAGGGGCCGCACCAGCGGCCCUUGAUUUUUCAUGGCCUCCUCCGGACUUCACCCCCUCCGUCGAGCCGCCUUCGCCCGUAGAACAGGUGUUGCCAGCGGUCCCGGUCCUGCAGCCUACGGUCCCGGAGCCCGCAGUCGCGGAGCCCGCAGUUCCGGAGCCCGCAGUCGCGGAGCCCCCAGUUCCGGAGCCGGAGGUGCCGUCGGCGACGGCUAACCUAGAUAAGUUUGACUUCCAGUGGAGAGCAUUCACUCAACCUCAAAUCGCACCUGAGUUGAGGAGGGAAUCGUUCUCCGACAUUAAUUGUGGACCCACUACUCCGUAUGCCACCCCAUAUGAUGCUUUUGUAGCCAUUUGGGAUCGGCAAAUUAUGGAGCACAUUGUUGUGGAGACAAACCUAUACGCUCAACAGCUAGCGGCGAUGAUGAUUCAGUCCAACACUAUGUGUCCUAGCAGUAGGAUUACAAAGUGGGUGGACACGUCUGUCGAGGAACUGUACGUGUAUUUCGCCAUAACCCUAGCAAUGGGGAUUGUGGUGAAAUCACGUAUUGAGGAGUACUGGAAUUGUUCUCGUGACAUUUUCAGUACCCCUGAGUUCUCGACAGCGAUGAAUUGUGAUCGCUUCUUGUUGUUGAGUAGGUGUCUCCACUUCCAAGACAACGCGAUUUGCAAUCCUGGUGAGCUUACUAGAGCUCAAGCUAAGUUAUUUAAAAUCCAGCCGAUCAUUGACCAUUUAAAUAUUAAAUUCUCCCAUUUAUAUAAUUUGGAUCGAAAUGUGGCACUGGAUGAGAGUCUGACGAUGUGGAAGGGGUGGUUGGACAUCAACCAGUUUAUCAAAAAUAAGGCAGCGGCAGUCGGCAUCAAAACUUUUGAGCUGUGUGAGUCCAAGACCGGAUACUUGUGGCGUUUUGAGGUGUAUUCGGGUCACGAAGAAGCCUCAAAUGCUCAAGCGUCCCCAGUCUCUGGGAUCAUACCCUCAAUAGUUUUGAGGCUACUGGAGGGUCUCGAGCACCGAGGCCAUACGGUAUGGAUGGAUAAUUAUUAUAAUUCUCCUGCACUAUCCCGGGAGUUAAAGUGCCGUGGGUUCGACUGCGUGGGGACGCUACGCACGAACCGCCAGUUCGUUCCCACGGAACUGAUGCACCUUUCAAAGGGCAACAUGGCUGUCGGUCAGGUGUGUGGCUGUACCUCAGGGGACGUUGAUCUCAUUGUAUGGCGAGAUAAGAACCGUGUGGCUCUUACCUCGACAUACCAUGGGUUAGCUACCGUGAAGUGUGGCGCCACCCUGAAACCGACCGUCAUCGCAGAUUAUAAUCUGUGUAUGGGGGGCGUUGAUCGUAAAGAUCAAAUGCUGGCGAUGUAUCCCAUUGAAAGGAAGCGUACUUCCGUGUGGUACAAGAAGUUGUUCCGGCGGUUGCUGAAUGUGAGCACAUUAAAUGCCUACAUACUUUACAAAUCCCAGCAAUCAACUACUCACCGAAGUUUUCGCAAAACUUUGGUGAAGGAGUUGUUGUCACGGCACUCUCCACAACCCAGGCCUACGCCCAUCAUUACACACCACCGUGAAACAGACAGUAACACACAAGGCUUAAAGCACUACCCGAAGCAGUACACCGCGUUGGAAACCUCCAGCCACCGCCACCGGCGGAACUGCGCGGAAUGUGGCAAGCGCGUCACAUCGUACUGCAACGGGUGCGAAAAAGCGCUUUGCGUUUUUUCGUGCUUUGAGCCUUACCACACAAAACUGUUCAGAAGCACUACACAGUAACUUUUUUUUUUUUUAACAGACAUGGUAUUUGUGUGCGUAUGUUCAGUAACCAUCGUAACAGCUUUUUGUUGUAGGUAUGAUAAUUGUCCAUAUAUCGUAGCUGCUUUGUUUUUGAUGGCUACAUUUUGAUCCCUAUAUUUAUUUAUUUAUGUACAGUAUUUAUUUAUGUAUGUAAUGUAUAUUUUACCUUAUUUAUU
Ostrinia furnacalis (Asian corn borer) is the source of this 3673-nucleotide messenger RNA. Its product is annotated as piggyBac transposable element-derived protein 4. NCBI's taxonomy places the organism in Eukaryota, Metazoa, Arthropoda, Insecta, Lepidoptera, Crambidae. The record is from RefSeq and is a predicted model, not a curated record. The transcript has 6 exons. Bases 993 to 3476 code for a protein of 827 amino acids.